Mycena indigotica is the source of this 1038-nucleotide messenger RNA. RefSeq lists its product as uncharacterized. The transcript has 2 exons. Lineage: Eukaryota; Fungi; Basidiomycota; Agaricomycetes; Agaricales; Mycenaceae. The record is from RefSeq and is a predicted model, not a curated record. Bases 1 to 1038 code for a protein of 345 amino acids.
AUGCCUAGCAUUUCUAUUUCACCAUCGCCCAGUUCUCCUUCGCCUUCAUCGACCACUGCCCCUUCUUCUUCAACGACUCUCAUUCAGAUCGUCAUCGCAGCUAUUUGCGGUGUUUGUUUGUUGGCCCUCAUCAUGUUUAUCAUCUUUCGACGUCGACAAAACAAGAAGCAGAAGGGACCAGAAGUGCAGGCAGGAGAGAUCGUUGCGCGGACACACCCUGCGGCCCUCAUGAUUACUUCUGCUGACGGGAAAGGCAAUCCGAGAUUUGUUCACACUCCUGGAACCAAUAUGCGGACUGCAAUGCGAAAAGCAGACGGCAGUUGGGAGUUCUCUGACUCUCGUUCACCAUUUACCCCCACAAUAAUCGCGGAACCCGAGCGACCAAGUAGCUCUUAUUCUCGGUCGCCUUCUCCUAGUGGUGUUCAAGAAAUGUUAAUGCCACACACUGCCGCGACUGCUUCACCAUGGGGGCCUCCAGUAACACCCCAAACCUCUGCUUCAAAAGCCUGGCGUGGUGUCUACUCACCCGCCCCAUCGAUAGCUGCUUCAACGUUCCUUCCCCCGGCAUCCGCCGCUUCUUUAUACUCACGCAACUCGUUGAUAUCAUCCAACGAGUCUUUUGUCGAUUUCGAGCAAGAUGCCGCAUCGUUAUCCUCCAAUCCAUUCCGUUCGCCGAGACACAGUCCAAGGGCCAGCCCAACUCCACAACGACCGCCACGAUCUCCCGCCACUUCUUCGCACACUUUCCUUGAGCCACCACCGCCGUCAACUCCUUCACGGCCAGUUGAGUCACGGGCUGCUAGAGAAAUUCGUCUGGGAUAUGAAGCAUUGGACAGAGCACGAGAACCAACAGCUUCACCACAACCAUCGUCUUCAACGAGGCGGCCAUUACCAGAUCCUACAACGGCAUCAUUGUCCCCUGCCGCUCGUGCAAAGGAGGCAGAGAGUAGGGCGGCAAGGGCCAUCAGGCAGGGCUAUGAGAAUGUGGAUCGACAUUCUGAAUAUGCUGAGCUUGACGAGCCUUUACCAGCCUACUGA